Messenger RNA from Papilio machaon (common yellow swallowtail), 916 nucleotides. Its product is annotated as collagenase. Lineage: Eukaryota; Metazoa; Arthropoda; Insecta; Lepidoptera; Papilionidae. Gene Ontology annotation, molecular function: serine-type endopeptidase activity. The record is from RefSeq and is a predicted model, not a curated record. The transcript is spliced from 5 exons. Bases 32 to 883 code for a protein of 283 amino acids. Gene Ontology annotation, biological process: proteolysis.
UUGAGUAGGCAAUUAUCGAUCUGGUGUAGCGAUGAAGUUAGUGCUAGUGAGUCUGUGCUGCCUGGGGGCGCUGGGCGCGCUGGGGGAUCUGGUUGAGACCUACGAGCCCCUGGAGUUGAACUACCACGAGCGUAUUGGCAUUCCGCGCGCUGACGCCCUCAGGCAGGCGGAGCUCGCGGCUGACUUCGACGGCAGCAGGAUCAUUAACGGAUCGCCGGCCGCACUCGGCGCCUACCCAUACAUGGCUGGGCAGAUAAUGACGCUACAGUCCGGGCGAGAGUCGAUCGGUGGCGGUACUCUGAUAAGCAACACGCGAGUGCUGACCGCGGCGCACAACUUAUUCGACGGGCGUCAGAUGGUGCGCCACGUAACCGUCGUGCUGGGCUCUGUGCGCAUCUUCUCCGGCGGCACCAGGAUCACCUCCAACAGAAUGGAACUGCACGCUAACUACAACACCAAUACCUUUCACAAUGAUAUCGCCAUCAUCACUAUAAACUGGGUCAACUAUAGCAACACCAUCCGCAACAUCGGGCUAGCUUCGGGCAGCAACACGUACGCCGGCGCGUGGGCCUGGGCCAUUGGCUUCGGCAAGACUAGGGACGUGUCAGCGGCUAGUCCGGACUUGAUGCACGUGCGCGUUCAGGUGAUCACCAACGACGCGUGCCGCGCCGCGUUCUCCACUGGCAACUUUGUGAUCGCGUCCACGCUCUGCAUCAGCGGCGCAACCGGCAACAUUUGCACCGGCGACUCCGGCGGCCCGCUUGUCGCCAACAACCUGCUCAUUGGGGUGACGUCAUUCGGCGCUGGUCAGUGCGAAGCGCGCCGCCCCUCCGGCUUCGCCCGCGUCAGCUCCUUCAACUCGUGGAUCAGAGCGCGCAUGUGAUGCCGCACAUUGCAAAAAUAAAUAACUGUUUAA